Messenger RNA from Micromonas pusilla CCMP1545, 652 nucleotides. RefSeq lists its product as uncharacterized. NCBI's taxonomy places the organism in Eukaryota, Viridiplantae, Chlorophyta, Mamiellophyceae, Mamiellales, Mamiellaceae. The record is from RefSeq and is a predicted model, not a curated record. The transcript has 2 exons. Bases 280 to 570 code for a protein of 96 amino acids.
CGUCGCGUCGCUUCGAACGACGGAACGACCCUCAGGCUCGAGGAGCGACUGACGCCGAGCUACAAGUCCGCGCGCGUCGUGGAGCAGUGGGUCGUCGAGAGCGUCGCCGGCGAGCCGCUGGAGGAGUCGAGCCCGGAGGCGCCGUCGCCGCGGCACGCGCCGGAGGCGGUCGUGACCGCGCAGCUCGACGCGUUGAGAGGCGGGGACUUCGCGCGCGCGAGGGCGUUCGCGUCGCCGGCGAACGUCGCGUCGCGAGGGCCUAUCGAGCUGUUCGAAAAGAUGCUCAAUUCGGAUAUGUACAGGUCGCUGAUCGACCCGAGCGGGAGCGCGGAGAUGAUGAAGACCGCGCAGCUGUGCGCGGAUCAGUUCGUGUGCUUCGUGAAGGUGCGGGGAGGCGGCGGCGGGGCUGGGGGGGCGGCGGGCGGCGGCGGCGGCGGCGACGGCGGAGAGAUUUUUUUGUGGCUCGUAGGGAAGCGCCGCGGCGGUCCCACGGUCGACACGCGCGGGUGCUGGAUGACCGAGGCCGUGAGCCGCGUGCGGCCGGAGGACGUGGACGCGUACGGGCUGUGAACGACCCCCCCGGGAGGGGUCUCACUCCACACGCAGCCCGCGGCGGCGUCGUAUCUACCUUUUGUAAAACCAAACCAAAACC